UCAUGGAUUAAAUCGACAUCGAAACAAUUAAUCAAUAAGCUAGAAAGGCUAAGGAACUUUUCAAUGAAGGUAAACAUAAUGAAGCUGAAUUAAUGAUGCAAGGAGUAAUGUAAUAAGCAUUAGCUUAUUAUAAAGAUGAAUUGGCAGUCGAAAUGGCAGAAGUAAUCAUCAUUAUUUAAUUAGUAUUAUUAUAUGUAUGGAACAAUUAUAGUUUUGAAAUUAAGUGAACAAUAAGAUGUUUUUGGACAAAGAACAAGGGAAGCAGAAAAUAAUGCUCUUGGUGUUUAAGAUCCUGAAGAUACUCAGAGUGAAAAUGAUGGAGAAUAAAUUGAAGAUGGAGAUAUAGAGGAAGAACAUAAAGUAUAAGAAAAUAAGACUCAUGAGAAUAUUGAAGAUUUGGAUGAUUUUCAUAUAGCAUGGGAAAAUUUGGAAGUUGCUAGAGUGAUAUUAGAAAAAGAAGUCUAAUCUUAAAAGGAUAAGGAUAUCUAAGAAUUUAAAUAUAUGCGAAAUCUUUCAAAAGUCUAUAUAAAACUUGCAGAACUUGAUUAAUGGAGAGAUAAAUUUGAUGAUGCAUAAGAAAAUUUAUAAAAAUCAUUAUAAUUAAGAUUAUAAUGUGAAAAUCCAGAAAUAUCUAGAGAUAUUGCUGAGACUUACUUUUUCUUAGGAAAUGUCACUUUAUAUAAUUAUAAAGAAGGUAAAGAAGAAGAAGCACUUGGAUUUUAUAUGAAAGCAUUAUAAAUAUUAGAAAAUCAUCUUUGUAAAUUAUAAAAUAAAGAAUAUAAAUAAGUAAGAUCUUUAAAUUAUAAAUAGAUUGUACUUUAAGAUAAUUAUGACAGAGAACAUCUUAAAAUAUCUUUUUUAGAUAAUGAUGAUACUAAAGAGUUAAAAUAAGUGUUGUCAAUGCUUUAUGAUAAAGUAGAAGAUACAAAUAUAGCAUGGAAGGAGAUUCAAACAGAUGAAUGGAAGAAAGCUCGUGAAGAAAUGUUGAAUAAAGCAUAAGUUAUUCAAUAAUAAUAAGUAUAAUAAUAAUAAUUCACAUAAUAACCUAUUCAAGAAGAAAGACAAAUAAUUUAAUUAGGUAACUUUGGAAAUGCAAGAAGGAGAGUAGAAGUAAUAGAAUAAUAACAAUAAAAUAUUGUUGUACAAGAAAAUAAUCAAGAAAAAUCUAAAGAAAAAUAAUAAAAUGAAGAAGAACCCAAAGAAGAUGCGAGUAAAAAAGUUAAAAUUGAUUGA
Molecule: messenger RNA, 1233 nt
Organism: Paramecium pentaurelia
Lineage: Eukaryota; Ciliophora; Oligohymenophorea; Peniculida; Parameciidae
Source: the annotation of a GenBank genome assembly